Messenger RNA from Leptinotarsa decemlineata (Colorado potato beetle), 417 nucleotides. RefSeq lists its product as uncharacterized. The record is from RefSeq and is a predicted model, not a curated record. Lineage: Eukaryota; Metazoa; Arthropoda; Insecta; Coleoptera; Chrysomelidae. Gene Ontology annotation, molecular function: structural constituent of chitin-based larval cuticle. Gene Ontology annotation, cellular component: chitin-based extracellular matrix.
AAUUAUCACAUGUAUUGCGUUCGUUUGUGAACUGUAUCGCUCGAUAUGUACAAAACGGGAUUCCUUCUUUUUGGCUUGAUAGCCAUUGCAAUCGCAGCAGACGAACCAGUUACGACUCCUCAAGACUACUACACGAAUCAACUUUAUCAGAACCAGUUUAAUCCAUACAACACCAGGUUCUACCAACCUAACAGAUACAAUCGACCGGGUUACUACAAUAACGACUACCACAAGUACAACUCGGGCAGCUACUUCAACAACGAUUAUUAUAACAAAGACUACUACAACAAAAAUUAUUACGAUAAUGAAUACUAUCAAAAAUAUAACCAAGAUACUAAAAACGCCGGAAUUCUCCGUUUUGUGAACGAUGCUCAACCUGACGGAAGCUACAAAUAUGGGUAAGUUAGCCACACAAGC